This is a messenger RNA of Sitodiplosis mosellana (orange wheat blossom midge), 5382 nucleotides long. RefSeq names its product protein transport protein Sec31A (gene Sec31). Gene Ontology annotation, cellular component: endoplasmic reticulum exit site; COPII vesicle coat. Bases 1280 to 5020 code for a protein of 1246 amino acids. The transcript has 12 exons. The record is from RefSeq and is a predicted model, not a curated record. NCBI's taxonomy places the organism in Eukaryota, Metazoa, Arthropoda, Insecta, Diptera, Cecidomyiidae. Gene Ontology annotation, molecular function: structural molecule activity; protein binding. Gene Ontology annotation, biological process: intracellular protein transport; endoplasmic reticulum organization; endoplasmic reticulum to Golgi vesicle-mediated transport.
CACCAAUCCAGUUAAAUAAGCUGCGACUGAAGUCAAGAAAUGAAGGUGAAGUUUUUAAGUAGAAAAAAAAAUCACAAAAACUUCAGGUUUUUCCGUUAGUUCAACGAUAUUUUUCAAUCAUUCUUCCAAAAUCAACCUAAAAAACUUAGAAACCAAAUAAAAAAAAUGAAGAAAUAUCGUUGGAAUUCAUUCAUUUUGCUACAGCUGAAUGUUUUCUAUUGCUAAUCGUUCGUCAAAGUCUCGCUCCUUGUUCAAGAGAUGGCGUUGAGCGGCGAAAAUAGAAUGAAUUCGAGGUAAAGCUGAAGUCGAUCUGACAUUUGACGUUGACGUGUCGGCUUUAAUUUUUUGUGUAUAUUUUUGUCGCGGUGGCCAAUUAGAUUAUCUUCAUAAAAUAUCAUACGGUAAAAAAAAGGAAUAAGUAUUUUGUUUUUCGGAAAUCGCAACCAAAUUCGCUCGACUUGUAAUUUAAAAUUCAUGUUUAGUUCAGAAACCAAUUGAAGCAUAUUCAAUUUUCUGUAAGUCAUAGGAUAAAUUUUGAUACAGUGUUGUUUUUUUCUUUCUUAUGAGAAUCACUCGAGCCGAAACCUAUAUUCUGUACAUGCAAUUAAAAUAGGGACAAACGUAAAGUGUUGAGAAAAUACAUCAGCAGCCAACACACUACACCAUUAAUGUGAAUGUUCUGCCACAGAUUGUGUCAUCGUUGUGUAAAUAUACAGCCGAAAUGUUUGCAUUCAGUCGAAAAUAAAUCUGAUCGUAUCAUAUUUUAGCAGUAAGAGUGAAUUUGUUCUAAUUGUGCCGUAUGCGAGUGAGUUAAUGUGUGUGUGUGUAUGAGUGAGAGUGUAUCUGUCGUUGAAAAAAUAGGGAAUAAUAUGUGCAUCCAGUGAAUUCCAAUUUGUAUGCAUGUAUAAUAUUGACCGAUUUCAAUGCGAACCACAUGUAUGGCAAUUUUCAGUAAAAUCGACCGACUACGGUCUGCCAUAAAAAAAGACAAACAAAAAUAAUUAAAUAUUUAAAUUGGUUACAGUGUGUGCGAGUACACUGUAAUAACCAAAUUGUCAUUGUAGCCGUUUCGGUUUCUUCUGUUUCCUACUGACACGUUGGAAGUGUUGACGUUUUAAGACCAAAUUUAUAAUAACAAAAACUUAUUGCAUUCUUUAGUUUUGGAACGAAGCUUUAAACGCAUCAAGUACAUGCAAAUUCCGGUCUUUUCAUUUUAUUAGGAUUGGUACAAAAGAAAACCAAAUUAUUAACAACGCAUCGCAAAUAAGGGACGUGAAUCAUGAAAAUCAAGGAGUUACAAAAGACAGUCAACAUUGCCUGGUCACCGGCACAGUUGAACCAAUUAUAUUUGGCUGCCGGUACGGCCGCCCAGCAAAUCGAUACAUCACUCAAUUCGAAUGCAACAUUAGAAAUCUACGAAACCAAUUUGACCGAUCCCGGUUAUGAUCUGAAUUUGAAAGCCUCUCAGAAUAGCCCAUAUAGAUUUCAGAAAAUUGUAUGGAGCCCAUUGAGGAAUCAGGGUAAUACGUGUGGAAUUAUAGCAGCUGGUUGUGAAAGUGGUCAUUUGCAACUGUACAGCGCAUCAAAAUUGUUAGCUGGCGAAGAUGCGUUGGUGGCAUCGCAAGACAAGCACACUGGCGCUGUUCGUGCACUAGACUAUAAUCCAUUCCAAGUGAAUUUACUGGCCUCUGGCGCAUCGGAAUCGGAUAUUUUCAUUUGGGAUUUAAAUAAUACCACAACACCGAUGACGCCCGGUACAAAGACGCAACCAUUGGAAGACAUCCAAAACAUCGGUUGGAAUCGUCAAGUGCAACAUAUUCUCGCCUCUGUGUUCAGUACGCGAUGCGUGGUGUGGGAUUUGCGUAAAAAUGAGCCAAUCAUUAAACUUAGCGAUACACAAUCGCGUGUUCGCUUCCGGGCAUUGCAAUGGCAUCCAACCAUCGCAACACAAUUGUGGCUUGCAUCCGAAGAUGAUCAAGCACCGUUUGUUCAGUUAUGGGAUUUGCGUUAUGCCACUGCACCAGCUAAGACGCUAAAAAUUCACGAUCGUGGUAUUCUGGGUUUGACAUGGUGUUUGAAAGACACCGAUCUGAUGGUGUCUUGCGGUAAAGAUAAUAAAAUUUUGUGCUGGAAUCCGAAUGGUGAACCGGGCGAUGAAUGCAUCUCCGAAAUUGCAACGCCACUUCAGUGGUAUUCCGAUGUGAUUUGGUGUCCACGGAAUCCAGCCUUGAUUGCCAGUUCCAGUUUAGAUGGUGCCGUGUCAAUUUACUCACUGUACGGCGGUACACAGCAUCAAGUGCAAACAUCAAAUAAAAUUGCCGAUUCGUUCCCCGGCAUGGAACAUUUUGCUCAGGCGCCAACGCCACAGGCAACCACUCAAAUUGUCUACAAUGACCUGAAAAAGCCACCAAAAUGGAUGAAACGGCCAGUUGGUGCCAAAUUUGGAUUUGGUGGGAAAUUAAUUACAUUCCGAAAUGAGCCGAGUGCACCGCACACGAUCAACAUAAGCCAAGUAACAACUGAGCCAGAACUCGUUGAACGAUCAACUAAAUUGGAAGAGGUAUUAAGCAAUGGCAACUUCAUUGAUUACUGUAAACAACGCGCCGAUGAAACCGAAGAUCAACACAGUCGAUACGUUUGGUAUUUCUUAAAGGCCAACUUCGAAGCAGAUCCACAUGCCGAAAUGCUGAAUUUAUUGGGCUAUAACAUUGAGGAUAUGCGUGGCAAAUUUAAUAAAUACAUCGAGAAGAAUGCCGACAAUGACAUCGAUGCCAUCAACACUCGGCUCGCCGAUCUUGGUCAAGAUAAUGCGGCCAUUUUUGACAAUCUUGCUUCGCAACAAAAGUUGAAGGACGAUUUGGAUAGCAGCAAUGAGGAAAUUCCGUAUAAAAUUCGUACUGGUGACGACAAUGAAGGUUUGAUUUGUCAAGCUCUCCUCACCGGUAACAUUGAAUCGGCCGUUGAACUGUGCAUCGAUUCCGAUCGUAUGGCCGAUGCCAUAAUUAUUGCGACCACAGGCGGAUCGGAUCUAUUGGCACGCACUCAAUAUCGUUACUUGAAAAAGAGUCAGGGCUUCUUAUCGAAUAUAAUAUCGGCAUUGGUCACUGAUGACUGGUCAUCAGUGAUUUCACAAUGCACAGCAGAUUCGUGGAAGGAGGCACUCGUUGCAACUCUAACGUACUGUCGUGAACAUGUGCCUGUGCUAUGCGAACGUCUUGGAGAGCGAUUGCAAUGCGAGAGUGGCUCCAAUUUGGCGUCCAUUCAAAAUGCAAUCCUCUGUUACAUUUGUGCCGGCAACGCUGAACGUUUGGCCGAAUCAUGGUUGGCCGCACAGUCAACCACAGCAAAUGGUGAAAGUGUACCGUCGACCCAGGAAUUACAGGAUCUCAUCGAAGUGGUGAUUCUUUUCCAAAAAGCCUUGGAAUUACAGGGUCGAAAUGUGAACGCAACGGGUAAAUUGGCUGAGCUAUUGUCACAGUAUGCCGGUUUAUUGGCUUCACAAGGAGCAUUGAACUCAGCGCUCACAUAUUUGGGCCCGUCUGAAGCAGCCGAUAUUGUUGAAUUGCGCGAACGACUUUACUAUACCUUGGGGCAUAAGCAAGCCUAUGCAACAAAUGUUCGCAGUCAAUCACAAGCGCAGAAUAUGUAUGUGAAGGCACAAACACCAAACAAGUUUGGUCAACGGCCAUCGAAUGGUAGCAUUCAAUCGCCACUAACGGCUACAUUCAACAAUAGCUACAAUAACAACAGCUUCAGCAAUAAUAGUUACAGUAAUAGCUUCCCAGCGGCUGCACCAACCACGGCAUCGCCACCAACGUGGGGUCAGCCAGUUCCAUCACAUCCGCAGGCACAACCAUGGAAUUCGACACCGUUUGCACCGAGCAAUGUGGCGCAGCCAAAUCCAAUUUUGCCGCCAGUGCAAUCAAAACCACCACCAACUCAACCACCACUUUUCGAUCCAAGCGCGCAACCACCCAGACCAUCGAGUGUUAGCUCACAAGGCACAGCACCAGUUGCCCGCAGUAAAUACGUUUUGGAUCCAUCAGUUCAGUCAAGUUCUUCCUACGGUCAAGCGCCUGGUUUGUAUGCAUCGCAAAACCAAACAUUUGGAUCACAGCAACCGUCGUACGGAUCGCAAUUCAAUCAACCAUUUAACCAACCAGUAUCGAAUCCAGUGCCUAUUGCUAGCAUAGGUCAAUCAUCAAUUCUGAAUCCACAACCAAUCAACACAUUCGCGCCUGGUUUACCACCAAUCGAAGUUGCUCAACCGGCAAUUCAGCAGAAUAUUCAGAGAAAUCCAACACCUCCACCCGGAUGGAACGAUCCACCUGCAUUGAAAUCAACGCGACUGCCGCCAGCCGUUCAACCGACCGAGACAAAUGCCAACGUAAUCACACAUCCGUUGUUUGGCGUCGAUCCAAAUCAGAAUCAAAAUGGUUACGGUGAUCUAUCAGGUGGACAAUUCGUUACGUCUCCAAAUGCAUCAUAUCAGGGUACAUACAUGACACCGCAAUUACCUCCACAACAACAGCAGCAGCCGGCACACCAAUUACCAUCAACUGGUUUUCCACCGCAGACACAAACGUUCCAAACCCAAUUGCCAAACGCUCAGCCACUGCAAUUUUCCCAAUCAGCUCAGCAACCGUUCGCCAAUUCAGAACCAAUCAAACAGAAACCACCACUUCCCGAAGAGUACAUCUAUAUGCAAACGGUUUUCAACGAGCUGCGUACUCAAUGCUGCAAUGUAACCAACAAUCCCCAAACCAAACGGAAGUUGGAUGAUGUUUCGAAGCGUUUAGAGCAAUUAUAUGAUUUAUUGCGUGAGAAUAGGUUAACACCAAACACGUUGGGUUCCUUGAAUCAAUUGACUCAGUUAGUUCAAAUUGGCGACUACGCAAAUGGAUUGGGGCUACACACGCAAAUGGUAUCUGGUCCAGACUUUUCUCAAAUUGCCGGUUUUAUGCCGGGCAUCAAAGUGCUACUGCAAACCGCCAUGCAACUACAAGUUUGCUUGAGAUGAGCUAAAGCUACUUAACAACACUUCAAUUGCGGCAAUUCAAUUUAUUAUUUCAUUAAAGCGGCGAAACACAACACUCGAAUCUAGAAGCUUUUGUAAUCCCCGUCUAGAGACGGUGUCGUCCCAAUGUUUUCGUUUCGUCUCAAUGGUUUGUUUAUUUCAAUUUUUUUUUCUCCUGCAAGUCAAUCGUAUGUAUGCAUUUCUAUGCCUUUUUUUUUCAGUUAAAAUUCAUUUCAUUUGUUCAGAGCAAAGCAUAGAGUAUAUUCACUAUAUUAAUUACGAGAUAAAGUAGCAACACGUUGAAAAUGUAAAAAAAAAAUGUAUUAACAUCAAAAUAAUGAAUAAAAAUAUUAUCAAUAAAUAAA